Molecule: messenger RNA, 1584 nt
Organism: Tarenaya hassleriana
Lineage: Eukaryota; Viridiplantae; Streptophyta; Magnoliopsida; Brassicales; Cleomaceae
Exons: 1
Coding region: 72-1502 (476 amino acids)
Source: RefSeq, a predicted model, not a curated record
GUCUGAAGCGAAGUUCGGUGUUCUUGUCUUAAACAGAGAGGUGAUCUGAUCUUGCCUGAAGGUUAUCUACAAUGGGUUUCACGGGCACGAAAGAUGGGUCUCACGGCUUUGUGAAGAGGGUCGCCUCCUCGUUUUCCAACAUGAGGAGGAAGAAGAAUUCGGUCGAACCCAAAGGACUUCCCAGAUCGAAAUCCACGGGCGCUAACUUCGAAUCCAUGAGGAUACCGACAAAGAAGAAUACCGUCGAAUCUGCUGGUGUUUCGCCCCGACCAAGGCGAGGAAAGAUCGAUGGUCACGAGAAGCAGAAGUUUAGCAAGCUGAGAUGCUUUGACGACAGUGAUUCGAUAUGGUUAUCGUCAGAUUGUGCAUCUCCCACGUCGUUUCUCGAGGAACACAGGUUGUCUGUGUCGUUUCAUUUCUCGGUGGAUGAAAGUGUUGUCUCCUGGCUAUCAAACUUGGCGAAUUCUUCGCCUUCUCUGAAUCUAGGAGCCAAUUCCAUAAAAGACCGCAGGAGAAAGAAGCUGGAUUGCUCGGUCUCUUGGAACGUCAAGGAGAAAGACGAAGACGCUAAGAAGGAGGCUUCAAAGGUAGGAAAGAUCAGAACUUCAGAUGGGAAUCCUGUGGGAACAGGUCGCGGGAAACAGUCCACGCAUUGUCCUGGAGGCAACAAGACUUGUUCCAAGAACUUGUCUGAACAAUCAGAUUCAUCAAACUCAAACUCGAACUCUUCUAGUCUUGAUUCCUCUUCUCAGACUACAGAAGAAGAGAAAGUUAACUUUUCAGCGUCUUCGGGCACGAACUCAGAAUCAGAGAGCUCUACUGAUCCUAAUAUAACUACAGAAUCUUCUUCGGUGGAGGACUCGGAGGUUUUGGAUUCGAAGAAGAGGAAUGUCGUGGAGCCGCUUUUCUGGCCAUUUGAACAGAUAUUUGAUUGGACACCGGAGGAUAUAUUGAAACAUUUCUCCAUGUCUCCACGGAAAAAGAAAUCACUGGGAGCCAAAACUUCAUCUGGAACCUCUCCCAGAUCCAUGAGACAACAACUUCACUUGAGAAAGUUGGAUUUCAAGGAAGGGUGCAGGAGAAAGCUCGUCUUCAACGGUCCCUUACCUAAAAACUCAAAGAUUCGGGAACUGAAACGAACAAUAAGUAACAGCAGCAGAAACAGCAAGAAGAGCGAUACCGACAAGGACAGCAUGAUCAAUGAUAGCAAGAAUGGUAUCAAGAGGAACAAAAGCUUGCCAUCCAGGUUGAGAAACUCGAGCAAGAUCUCGAGUAAGGUGGUACCGAUAGAAGUGGCCGAGGAAGCUGCAGAGACAGCAAAAGAGAAAAGCACGACUCGAAAGCUCAUCAUCCGCAAGAGCAGAACUUUCUUAGAAGACGACUUUGCGUUUAUCAACGAUCUAUCGAUCGAAAAGGCCGUGGGUCUGGACGAGUUCAAGGGGAGAGAGGGCAUAGAUUCCGAUUUCAACGGAGAGAUAUUCUUGCUCGAUGAUUCUCUCUGAGAAUCUAGAGGUAAAAUCUCAGCGUUUUAACAUCUGUAACACGAGAUUAUUAGCAUCAUACAACGAUGCUAUUCUUGUUAAA